Messenger RNA from Seriola aureovittata, 2847 nucleotides. It is a transcript of the gene fam117aa, whose product is annotated as family with sequence similarity 117 member Aa. NCBI's taxonomy places the organism in Eukaryota, Metazoa, Chordata, Actinopteri, Carangiformes, Carangidae. The record is from RefSeq and is a predicted model, not a curated record. The transcript is spliced from 8 exons. Bases 258 to 1655 code for a protein of 465 amino acids.
UGUUGUCACUUCUCACACAAGAGACACACAAGCAGAAAUGUGUGAGAGGAUCGUGUAGCGUCCGCAGCCCGUGUCCUCCUCUCACUACAACAUGAGGGAUCAUACGCGGUUUACUGUGAUUUGUUGAACUCAGCUCGACUUUUUUCAACUUGGAAGAGGCAACAAGAAUCAUGGUCAUCAUCACAAAAGAAAGCUCAAGCAGGGUGCCCACCCAGAGGCCCGAUCAGAGCUGUGGAUCAUCACUCUGGAUCAAUUGAAUGUGGUCAGAGAGAGAGAGAGAGAGCGAGAGAGAGAGAGAGAGAGAGAGAAAAGAAAAAACCAGCGCCGCGCCGCCGCAGAUUUGUAGUGGACGACGGGAAAGGAGAAAGGCAAAAGCCGUGCGUGCGUGCGUGCGUGUGUGUGUUUUCAUAAGCGGAGCUCGGCCGUGGGAGCAGAGUAGGGGGAUGUCGGGCAGAAGUGGAGGAGCGCCUCGGGGGUGCAGCAACCCCAGCCUGCAGCCCCUCAAAGCCACAGUCCCAUACCAGCUCCAGAGGGGCUCCGCUCUCCUGUGCAGGGAGGUCAAGACGGCAGACAGGACCACGGCUCGUCCUCCGAAACCCACCAUCCGCAGAACUCUCUCUUUGGAUGCCAUCGUUGGACCGUAUCUGCAGGGACAGUGGCCCAAAGAGGCAGAGAGCACGGCCGUUACCUGUGUCAAUGACAAAGCCACACAGACUCCAAGUUCAUGGGCAGAGGAGACCCAGGGAAGGAGAAGUGUUGGCGGACACAAGCGCUCAGCGUCGUGGGGCAGUGCAGAACACCUGAGAGAGGUGGCCAAGCUGAGGCACCAGUUGCAGAAGCGCUCCCGCCAUGCCCCUCCCUCGGCGGGGUGCGAGCCCCCGCACCAUCCCUUGCCAGCGGGUCAUGCGGCAGGCAUCACUCAGACAAUACCCCUGAUGCCGCUGAACAGACUCGCCCCCCGACUUCGACGAAGUGUUGAAGGCCUCAACCUGGAGCUGGAGGAGGUGUUUGUGUCUGAGAAACCAGACGAUCAGCAUGAGAUUUUGGACAUCCCAGACGGCCACAGAGCUCCUGUCCCUGCCCAGAGAUGCAGUAGUGGCUCUCAGAGUGAGCCCUCCCCGGGGCCCCUGGAUCCUUCCCUCCUCUCUCCUUCUCAGUCCCCCUGUCCUCUAGAUCCGUCACUUCUGUCACCCCCAAAUUCCCCUUGUGUCUUGAACCCACUGCUUUUGUCUCCGUCACAGUCUCCCUGCCCAAUGGGAGAGCCAGAGCCAGUGAACUGUGAGACCCUGUGUCCCUCUCCAUCUACACUGCUUCCUUCAUUUGCACUGGAGCCUCCUCUGCUGCAGCCCUGCUCCACGUCCCCUCGUCCUAACAAAACCUACUCCUUCCAGCGCGAACCACCAGAAGGCUGUGAGCGGAUUCGAGUAUGUGAGGAGGCAAUGUCUGCUUGUCAGGAUGAGCCUCUCCUCCAGCCAUCCUGCCCUGACCCCAAUAAAGUCAACUUUACCCCCCAUGGAGGCUCUGCUUUCUGCCCUGUCAGUCUUCUGAAGCCCCUCCUGCCCUCCAUGGACCUCCUCUUCCGUGGCCUGUCAGUGUCUCCUGUCACUGGCUGCCCAGGUCAAGCCUCUCCCACCAGGCACCUGGGCAUGCAGUAGGUGGAUAUCUGAGCAGAGCCCGUCAGGACUAAACCACACUGCACUGCCAGGACCUGGAGAAACUGGAUGUGUUUUACACGCAGGGUGCCAACAGAUACCUGUGCUCACCUGGCUCAUCACUGCUGUAACAUGCCAUUAUGACUGUGAUCAAAAUAAGAGACUUUGAGACUGGAAGCAUAUGUUGUCAUCGUACUUUAGAGAAAAAUUUAGCCUAAAAAUCUGGCUGCUUCACUGAUGAUUUCCAACUGCAGGAUGUGUGGAUUCAGCUGAUAUUUACUUCAACAGCACUUGAAUUGUCCUAGUUUUUUCCAAUAUUGGCUAUGGAUUAGACCACAGGACCUAAGAUGUGGAAAUGUUGACAAAUGCUGGAAAAAUUUUACAAAUGACUUAGUUUUUGACUUUGUUCAUUUUUACAUUAUUAGACAAAGACUGCAGUCUGCUAGGGAUGAUUUAAAUGUCAAAAUAAGAUCAUUCAGAGUCGAAAACUCAAGCGCUUAGAUCCCGCAUGGAUGAAGUUUCAGCUUAAUUUGAGAGAAUUCAUGUGAUGGGUUUUUUCUUGAAAUUUCAUAAAAUCUUUUGGUUGAAGAGAAAUAUUUUUGGGCUGUAGUUUACAGUGGCCUACUUUUCUACAAAUGUAUUUCUAGCAAGAUAUAUAUUUUUGUAUCUUUGUAAGGAAGUUAUGAGUAUGGUGAUACUGUUUUUGUAUUCACUAAAGAAAUUGACAUAUAUUUCUGUGUAUGCUUUGGUGGUUUAAAGGCAGGAAUGGGUGUUUUAUUAGCUUUACUUGCCUUCAGUGGGCAUUGUUCUAACCAAACUGCUUCUAAGAUCUUGAGUGGGUCACACUGAGUUUUUGUUCAAUCUGAGCCUCAUUGGACCCUGUUAAUGUUUCAAGAUUCAUUUUGAUGUGGAAGAAGAUGAUUCCCUGAUGUUUGAGUUAUUGUUCAAAUGGAUAAAACACUGUUUUUGUCAGCAUUAUCCUAUGCAACACUGAUUAAUAACAUGACCUACAGUAAAAAUAUCAUAGAAUAAGCAGAUGCUAAUGAACAAUUAGUAUUAUUUCUCAGCUCUGUGUUUUCUCAGACCUGAUUAUAAGCCCUUUUCUUACUUUUUAAGGGUGAUAACAGUUAAGAAUGUUUAGUGUGCUGUUGCUAUUGUAAAGAAAAUAAAAGAACCAAUUUUCUGGGCGUUGAAA